Molecule: messenger RNA, 4543 nt
Organism: Acipenser ruthenus (sterlet)
Lineage: Eukaryota; Metazoa; Chordata; Actinopteri; Acipenseriformes; Acipenseridae
Product: nectin-2
Exons: 6
Coding region: 376-1887 (503 amino acids)
Source: RefSeq, a predicted model, not a curated record
AGACACUUUGUUUCAGGGGAGAGUUCAUCACAAUCAUUUACAGACGAGGUGUGCGAGAAGAGAGCAACAGUGUCCGCUGGCUGCUUAAUCGAGGGGCAUUGAAAUAAGGAGGAGGACUUCAGGAUUGUACCGAAACCAGCCAGGAUUUCACGACAGACCUGUGUUAUUUUAAAGCCGCCUGAUCGUUAAAUCCGCAGCUGCUGUAUAAUUUGAAAUUUGAAAAGAAAAAAAAAAUCUGCUGCCUGGCGCUGCCUGUGCUUCAUUGAUUUGUCCGUCAAUUCUAGUUAACUAUUUUGUUGUAAACACGUCGUUUUAGUUCUCUUAGACAAACGCGACUAUAAAUAAAUAAAAAACAUAUUUUGUUGUAUUAUUAACAUGGCUCGCCGGCAGCAUGAUGUUCCUGUUUUAAGGAGGCGAUCGGGUUUGAUAACGCUGGUGUUAUAUACACUGGCAUUGCAAGCUGCCGACUCUCAGAGGGUGAAGGUGGAGCCGGAGGUUUCCUCGUUCCCGGGGCAGGACGUCACCCUGCGCUGCAGCUUCUCCGACCCCACGGGCGAGGUCAAGAAGAGUCAGGUGACCUGGAUCCGGGAGACCCCUGAUGGCAAGAAAGUGAACAUCGCCGUGUUCAACCCCCAGUUUGGAGCGAGUUACCCCGAAAAGAGCAUCGAUGGGCGCAUCGCUUUCCGGGCCCCCUCCCUGCAGGACCCCAGCAUCGUCCUGCAGCGGAUCACCAUGGGGGACGAGGGCAACUACAUCUGCGAGUACGCCACCUACCCCAGCGGCAACGAGGAGGGCACGACCAGGCUGUUUGUGUUGGCCAAGCCCUCCAACAACGCCACAGUGCUCCCGGUCCGAGCGGGUCCGGACCCCAUCGCCGUGGCGCGCUGCGUGUCGGCCAACGGCAAGCCUCCGUCCGAGAUCACGUGGGUGUCGGCGCUGCCGGGGAACAGCACGAGCUCCAUGGUGAAGAACAGCGACGGCACGGUCACGGUGACCAGCGAGUACCGAGUGACCCCCUCCGAUGCCUUCAACGGCAAAGACCUGAGCUGCGUGAUCCAGCACAAGACCCUGAGCCAGCCCGAGAGCUUCCUGCUCAAAGCGUCCAUAGAGUACCCCCCCCGGGUGGUGAUCUCGGGCUACGAUGAGAACUGGUUCCUGGGUCGAGAGGGGGUGGAGCUGCAGUGCUCAGCCAAGGCCAACCCCCCUGCCACCAGCGUGGUCUGGACAGCUCUGAGUGGCGUGCUCCCCGGCUCUGUGGAGGUGAACGGGCCGGUGCUGAAGGUGAUGAAGGUGGACUAUGAACUGAACACCACCUUCAUCUGCGAGGCCAACAACAGCGUCGGCACGGGCAAGGUGGAGCAGAACAUCCUGGUCACAGAGAGCCCCCCCCAGCCACAAGGCAGCGACCCGGGUACGGUGGCGGGAGCCGUCAUCGGCUGUCUGCUGGCGGUCCUUGUGAUUGCCGGGCUGGUCUUCUUCUGCUUCCUCCGUCGGAGAAAGAGGGACCGGGGCUACCGCGGCGGGGAGCAGCAGGGCAGCUACGACCCCAAGACCAGGGUCUUCGGCGGGGGCAAGAACGGGGGCAACAACAACGGGACCGUCUUCACCUACCGCGAGGACUCGUCGGAGGCUACGACUGAACGCGCCGCCCCGCCCCCUACCGCCCAGGACAUCCUGCUGAGCGGAGAGAUGGACACCCUGGAGAAGUCCAAGUUUGACCUGGAGGCGGACGAGGGUUACGACCGCUUCGACGAGAGCUUCGGGGAGGGCCGGCCCGUGCUGCAGCUCCGACCCGGCGCAGGGGAGGAGGAGGCUGGCUACGUGGACGACGAUAUGGAGUCCCAGAGAGACGGCUCUAUCAUAUCCAGGACUGCCGUCUACGUGUAGAGGAGAGGGGAGGGGGGGUGAAGGAUAGGGCUGUCAUAUCCAGGACUGUUGUCAAGAAGUUUGGAGGAUCGUUUUUUUUUUUUCCCUGGACUGUGUGUUUUUUUUUUUUUUUUUGAAGAAGGAAGAAGCUGUCUGGCUCCAGCUAAUUCAUGACUGCUGUGUAGAGAAGGAGGGCGGGGGGGUGAAGCAUGCCAUGUGUACUUGGGGUAGAUGAAGGAUCAAACACUGCUGCCGUGGGAUUCGAAGCUGCUGUUCAUGGGAAGAAGGGGAGGAGGUGCUGAUGAGCCAGGCUGCUGGGGGGGGGGUGAAGGGGGGGAUUAACAGGUUACAGGGCAGUCCUCUAAUGGUCCAGGUUUCCAUUUCAACCGAAUCCCCAACAGAUCCUCGGGUCGAACCACAAGAGACUUGAAGUUGUAAUGAAACCCGGUUUGCUUUGGUACUGCUUUUUGAAAGCUGGGAUGUCUAAACCUCUACCGCAUUCCCCUGUCCAAAUGCAACCACCUUUUUUCACAUGAUUCUGUUUCUGUCUUUGUUCUCUUACCUGUGUGUGUAUUAAAAAAAAAAAAAAAAAAAAAUCUAAAAUUAUAACCACUGUUCUAGAUUCUUUUCUGAUGGCCUUUUUUUUUUUUUUUUUUUUUUAAGAAAAAAUAAAUACAUAUCUUUGCAUCUCUGGAAGGCUGCUAUCAUUUCGCCACUGUGCAGGAGAGAGGGCUGGACUAGCACAAGCAAUUGUGAAAUGUUUAAAUGUGAAAGGAGCUUCAAAUAUCAUAUCGGUUGCUUUUAUUACCUUUUAAUAUAUUUCCAGUAUAUAUUCAGGCCGUUUUGCAAUCAUUCCGAACGGGUUCAGUUGCUCCAGAUUUCGAGUUGAAACUCUUCAGUUCAGGUUCCCCAGACAAGCAAACUCAAAAGCCUCCAAUUUUUUUAAAAUUUUUUUUUUUUAAAGGCAAAAAUCGCUUCCGUCCCACUUUUGAUAAAUUCCGCUUACUAACUCUGGCACACAGCGAGAAGCGAGCUGUCUGUUUUGGAGCUAAAAUAAUUUUGAUCUGUUUUGAGUGUAAAAUGUUCUGGGUUUAUUUCCUGGCUCGUUAUCGCGCUUUUUUAACUAGAACGCGUCACCAUAUCAAUUUAUAUCGUGUGUUAUUUUAUAUGUUUUGGUCUAACUGGUAUUAACGACUUCUUGUAAAUAGGGCUUCCCCUCUAGUAUAGCGAGCUCUGUAAAUCACAGCACAUUGUAAUAUGUACAUAAUUUAAAAAUCUCUUUGUUGAAUCACUCGUGUUUCUUGGAUAUAUAAACACACUGAGAUCCUUGUGGUCUGUCAGGCUCUCGUUAAGAAGUUUGACCAUUUAUUUAUAUAUAUAUAUAUAUAUAUAUAUAUAUAUAUAUAUAUAUAUAUAUAUAUAUAUAUAUAUAUAUAAUAUAUUUGUUCGAGGGAGUCGUUAUAGGAGCUUGGGACUCCGGGGAGAAAUAUUAUGAUAAUAAACCACAAAAUAACCCUGUUUUGCUUGUUGCCACGGUGACCACGCUGACGCAGACACACGACGGAUCUAACUCAGGGAGUUGCUGAAUUUCAUAGUGGUGGGGAGGGUGGCGAUGACUCGGAUUUUAAGGUUUAACCCCCUCCAGUCCUGUUUGUAACCCUAUAGCCUUGAGGUCCCGUCUUUUAUCCUAGCGCCGUCGCAAGCUCGCAGGAGUCUUUACAGGUCCCAGUCCGAGGUAGCGUGUAAUAUUUAAAAUAACUGUCCUUCGGGAUGAGACGUAAAAACCGAGGCAGUGACUCUGCAGCAGCAGCAGCUGUUGAUGAUGCAUAGUUCACCUCCCUAGUCUCUAAGUCGCUUUGGAUAAAAUGCAUCUGCUAAAUGAUUCAUUAUAAUAUAUACUACUCAGUAAAUCGUUCCUUCAGCCCUGCAGAAAUCAUUCAGGACUGAGAGGGCUGCACUAGAAGUAAACUCUCGUUUCUGAGCAUGAUGUGAGUUUUCUAGCAAUCCGUUUCAGUUCUGCCAGUAUUGAAAGGGAAGCGCUUGCCGUGCUGUAUAUAAUUUUAUAAACUCCCCUACAGCUCAGAUGUGAUGGCUAGUUUCGCUUCUUCAAUGAACGAUAUCAGGGCUAAGAAUAGAGUUUGCAUAUCCUUUGGCUUCAGUCACGAUUUUAAUUUUUACACACAUGCAUUGUGAAAUAGAUACACAACAGGGUACAAUUCUACACCGUGGAGGGGAGGGGGGUUCAGCUAAUGAAGUAAAAGCAGUUUUAAUUGUAAGCCUUCUCUGAAUGCCAUGUGCUUUUGUGAGUCUCGGUUUUCACUCUCGAAGCCUUUUCUGUUGUGGGUGCCUGUAUUCUGUUUAUAGAAGAAACUGAACUGUAUGUGUGUGUGAAACCAGGAAGGCACGAGGAAGAUACUGUUUCAGCUGGUUUCCUGUUCACUCUGAAAGGUGGCUGAUUCCAUGAUCAAUUAACAAAAAAUUCUGCUUCAUCUCAUUGAAACUGACAGGCAUGCAUAAAAUCAAGAUGACUUCUGCAUUUUUUUUUUUGUGGUUAAUAACUAAUCUGUUUUUUGUUGUUUUGUGAUGGAAAUGUUGCUUCUUUUUGUAUUUCGUCUGUCUAAUAUCACAAAAGCUUGUACAGAGUGCUAAUAAAUUGUAUGUAAUAUGAUAUUGUAAA